Molecule: messenger RNA, 1329 nt
Organism: Aquila chrysaetos chrysaetos
Lineage: Eukaryota; Metazoa; Chordata; Aves; Accipitriformes; Accipitridae
Gene: INIP
Product: INTS3 and NABP interacting protein
Exons: 5
Coding region: 433-747 (104 amino acids)
Biological process (GO): DNA repair
Cellular component (GO): nucleus; nucleoplasm; SOSS complex
Source: RefSeq, a predicted model, not a curated record
CCCCGGCCCUGCGCCGGCCCGCCGCCUGUCAGCGGCCGGGCGGAGGCGAUCGGGCGGACCCGGCCUCCCCGGGCGCUUCUCCCCGGCCCGCAAGUUGCUCUUGGAGAAGCGUGUCCUGCCCGGUGUCGCUGCUCUUAAUUAAUACUGUUGUCGACUUACUUUUUCUUUGCGCUGGCGUUGCCGCUCAGGGACCUGCAGUUUCGGGGUGUAACUGUUUCCUGUAGAAAUCUGACCGAGACUGGUGACUCGCGUAUCCCCGCAGGAUUCGGUGCUCCCAUCCCUCCCCUUCACCCGGCUGAGCUGGAGCCCUUCGCCGCUGCACUUCACAGCCUGGCACCUUAAUGGAAACAGCAGUUGAUCGUGGCCCGAGAUAUUUGUGGGGUUAAAAGAUUUGAACUGCAGCUGAAUAAAACAAGGGCUGAGAAGUGAAGGAUGGCAGCAAAUCCUUCAGGACAAGGUUUCCAGAAUAAAAAUAGGGUUGCAAUCCUGGCAGAACUAGACAAGGAGAAGAGAAAGUUACUUAUGCAAAACCAGUCUUCCACAAAUCACCCUGGAGCCAGCAUUGCACUUGCAAGAUCACCGCUGAACAAGGAUUUCCGUGAUCACGCUGAGCAACAGCACAUUGCAGCACAACAGAAGGCUGCACUGCAGCAUGCACAUGCACAUUCCUCAGGAUACUUCAUAACUCAAGACUCUGCAUUUGGAAAUCUUAUUCUUCCUGUGUUACCUCGACUUGAGGCAGAAUGAGGAAUGUUGUUUCUCAGAACUGCAAGGUCUGAUUUUUAUCCAUAGCAGGAACUGUCUGACCUUUUAAUUUCUUUUCUUAUCUUAAAACCCAUUUUAUUCUGGAUUUUUGUGGUUGCUCUUUGAGAGUGUGAGCUAUAACAAUGAAAAAGCAAUGUUGCUGAACAGCAAUUUUUAUCCUGUAUUUCCAUUCUUCUGUCAGGUCAAAGUCAGACUUAAGACUUCCUUGGUGCAUAGCGCUUGCUCUUCCCUGUUUCUGUGCUUCCUUUAAAUAAAUGUCCAAACCAGAGUCAUCAAGAGAUGCACACUCUGUCAGCAUUUGUGUUUCUUUUUAUUGUGUACAUGUACUAUAUUUGACUUUAAUGAAAGACAAAAGUUACUUUUGUCCAUCAAAACAAGACACAAAUUUAUCAAAAGCAUCAGUCAGUCUGUUUUUUUCCUUUCCCCCUCCCCGUAUGCAGGAACAUGGCUAGUGUACUGUUUGCUGUUGUAGUCUCAUCUGGUCUCAAGUCCUUAGAUAUAGUGUGCCUGCCUCUUACUUUGUUUUGUGAAAUAUGAAAAUGAAUUAAAGUGGGGAAAAAGUAA